AUGUCUGUCUCUCUACCUCCUCCGAGCACCGAGGGGCACGGUGCGGUACAGCUGCACGAGCAUAGCAACGCCAACCUUCUCAAGAUCGACACCCAUGACACAUACUCCACCGUAGGCGCCAUCAAGAAGCUCAUUGUGAAAGCCGUACCAGCGGAGGAACGCGAAGCACCGCCGCAGCCGCUUCUCAAGGGACUUAUCCGCAUCAACAAGAAUCCCAAGAAUGCGUACCUCUUCAUGGCCUUCGAGACCCCUGAGGACCGUGCGGCCGCCUCCGCCGUGCUACAGACCAUCUCCCACCGUGGCCGCCCGUGGACGGAGACGGCGGUGUCGCCACGCGACUUGGAGCUCACACACAAGGGUGGUGUGAAGCGUCGGCGCGACGGCGACAAUGGCAAUGGGAGUAGCAAGCUGACACAGUACGAGCACCUUCACAUGGAGGAACAGCUGGACUGCAAGAAGCGGCACUGUCUUAACGUGAUGCGGAGAAUUCUGCCCGCCGGCGUGUAUGGCUACGCCGCCUUCCAAGACCGCUUUGCCGGCAUCCUCACAAGCCCCAUGACGGAGGGCUACCGCAACCACGUCAACCUGUCGUUUGGGUUCUGCGCAGAUGGCAGUACGCCGGCGUUGGGCUUCCAACAGGGCUCUCUCGUGGAGGGAACGGCCGCCGUCCUCCCCGCCACGCUGCCCGAUAAGGACAUUGUGACGAUGAACUCUGCCGCCAAGGUGGUGGCCGCAGCGCUGAUGGGCGUGUGCAUGGAGUUCAGAGACGUCGCGAGGGGAGCCCUCGACGUCUUUGAUAAAGUUAAGGCCAGCGGGUUCUGGCGCAAGCUGCAAGUGCGUCACAACGUAAAGGGCGAGGUGAUGAUGGACGUAGAGGUGGAUGUCGCCAGCACGACCGCGGACGUGUGGACAGCGGUGCGACAGCGCCUCGUGGAAGUCUUCACGUCUGAGGAGAUGCGUGUCAAGCUGGUUGCAGCGACUGGUCUGUCCACAGCGGCCGUGGUGAGCCUCCAGUGCCACACACACACGGGAAUCAGCUCCCUGCCCCUCGACGUGCCGCGCGAGGUGCUGUAUGGCGCACCCACCCUCACCGAAUACCUUGCGGAGCUGUGCUUUGAGCUUAGCCCGACAGCGUUCUUUCAGGUCAACACGCCGGGCAUGGAAAAGAUGCUGACGAAGGUGGCUGAGGUGGCUGAGCUGUCGACGGGCACAACGCUGCUGGACUUGUGUAGUGGCACAGGGACGAUUGGGCUGACGCUGUCGAAGCACGUGAAGCGCGUUAUCGGCAUUGAGCUGGUGGAAUCGGCCGUUGCGAAUGCGCGGCGAAACGCUCAGCAGAACGGCAUCACCAACGCGGAGUUCCAUUGCGGACGUGUGGAGCACCUGCUCCCCUCCGUCAUCAGCAGCCUGCCUGCCGAGGACCGCGGCGACAUUGUGGUCAUCCUCGACCCGCCCAGGGCGGGGGUGAACAGCACAGUACUGAAGUGGAUUCGCGGCAUGGAGACGAUACGGCGUGUGGUAUACAUUUCCUGCGAGCAGAAGGCGCUGGAGCGGGAUUGCCCUGGGCUGACGAAGCCCAGCACCAAGUCGUAUCGAGGCACCCCGUUCGAGGUCACUGCAGCUUUUGCCGUCGAUCUUUUCCCGCACACACAUCACGUGGAGAUGGUUGCAGUGCUUACACGUCGCCCAGCAAGCGCUGCAGCCCCUGCAAGCGAGUUGGCACCAGCAUCAGCACCAGCGCCGCUGAGUGCAGAACGCGUGGCCGAAGAGGAGACAGUCGCCGACGCUAACGGUGGCUGCGUCGAGUAG
Molecule: messenger RNA, 1809 nt
Organism: Leishmania major strain Friedlin
Lineage: Eukaryota; Euglenozoa; Kinetoplastea; Trypanosomatida; Trypanosomatidae
Exons: 1
Coding region: 1-1809 (602 amino acids)
Biological process (GO): RNA processing
Molecular function (GO): RNA methyltransferase activity
Source: RefSeq, a predicted model, not a curated record